Messenger RNA from Dipodomys spectabilis (banner-tailed kangaroo rat), 3174 nucleotides. RefSeq names its product down-regulator of transcription 1 (gene Dr1). Gene Ontology annotation, molecular function: core promoter sequence-specific DNA binding; general transcription initiation factor activity; protein heterodimerization activity. The coding region runs from base 743 to 1273 and encodes 176 amino acids. Gene Ontology annotation, biological process: chromatin remodeling; RNA polymerase II preinitiation complex assembly; positive regulation of transcription by RNA polymerase II. The record is from RefSeq and is a predicted model, not a curated record. The transcript has 3 exons. NCBI's taxonomy places the organism in Eukaryota, Metazoa, Chordata, Mammalia, Rodentia, Heteromyidae. Gene Ontology annotation, cellular component: negative cofactor 2 complex.
CGGCCACACCCGGAAAUCAGUCCAGGAGGGAGGGGACGAGACUUCCGGUGGCGCAAAGCGUGUCGGGAGCGGCUUCCAGCAAACCUGUCCUCUCCGGUCUCCGGAGAGGCCGCCGUUGCUGCUGCUUCGCCUUUCACGACGUGCGUUCGGCUAAACGGCCGCAGCGACCGACACUACGGUUCCUCCGGGCUUGGCUCUGUCCGUAUUCGUCCCCACGCGGCCGCCGGGGUUCUAGCGACGGCCGCGGCCGACAUGUUGUGAGGCGGCGGCGCGGGUGUCUGGAGGAUGGUUUGGCGGCGGCGGCGGCGGCAACGGCUGCUGGCGGCGGCGGCGGCGGCGGCGGCGACUCCGGUUCUGUAGAGCCGAGCCCACUGGGUGUCCCCCCGGUACCGCGGCCAGGCCGGGAGCCCCGGACCUUGCCUCUGUCCCCGGCACGGUUGAGGUCCGGUUGGACGACCCCUCGUAGCCGCUCCGCUUUCCGAGCGCCGCGCUUCCCGCCCCCGACCGGGGGUCCCCCGCCUCCGCCUCUCGGAACUCGCCCACGAUCGGGUGCUCCCCGCCUUGUCCACAACUCCAAGCCUCCUUCCUGGGCUCGGCACCCUCUCCUCCGAGCGGGGGCCUCCCCGGGAUCGCUCUCUGGGCGGCGGGGGCAGAAGUCCGGGCAGAGGAGUGGACCGGAGGCGGGGGAAGGCGGGGGGAGGGGGGCGUCUCAAGUCUGGGCUCGACCAGACAGGAAGGUACGAUGGCCUCCUCCUCUGGCAACGAUGACGAUCUUACUAUCCCCAGAGCUGCUAUAAAUAAAAUGAUCAAAGAGACUCUCCCCAAUGUCCGUGUGGCCAACGAUGCCCGCGAGCUGGUGGUGAACUGCUGCACUGAAUUUAUUCACCUUAUAUCUUCCGAAGCCAACGAGAUCUGCAAUAAAUCGGAGAAGAAAACCAUCUCCCCAGAGCAUGUCAUACAAGCACUGGAAAGUUUGGGCUUCGGUUCAUACAUCAGUGAAGUGAAAGAAGUUUUACAAGAAUGCAAGACAGUUGCAUUAAAAAGAAGAAAGGCUAGUUCCCGUUUGGAAAACCUUGGCAUUCCUGAAGAAGAGUUGUUAAGACAGCAACAGGAAUUAUUUGCAAAAGCUAGACAGCAACAAGCAGAAUUGGCCCAACAGGAAUGGCUUCAAAUGCAGCAAGCUGCCCAACAAGCCCAGCUUGCUGCUGCCUCAGCCAGUGCAUCCAAUCAGGCAGGAUCUUCUCAAGACGAAGAUGAUGAUGAUGAUAUCUGAAAUUCACCAGCUGAGUUUCUGUUUCCUCUAUAAAUGUUUUUCCUUGCACAAGAAAACAGUGAAAGAAAUGCUUAUCUGUAAUUUUGUAUGCAUCUUGGUGGACUUGCCAUUGGUAUUCUAGGGGUGUCUACUGUUAAGUUUCAUACAUUGUGUGCUAUACGUGUACAAACUAUCUCUUUGAACUAUUGAAAAUUUAAGGUUCAGUAUAAUAAUCAAUUUUGAAUUUUUAAUGGUGUUUAUGAAAUUUUGGAUAGCAGUGAGCCCUUUCUUUGAUCAAUAAACAGUGUUAACAGAAAACUUCAAGUUUAUAAAAUAUAGUGAAAUUUAUACAAAAGCUCUUAAUCUGCAUUUACAUUUCCUCUACCCUUUUAACCAAACUAAAAUUGGGAAUUUUAAAUUAGGUGUGAUGUGGUGUAUUGGAUCAGGUUGGUGAAAAAAGGAGUUCAUUUCUGUAGUGUCUGAAUUUUUAAAUAAUGAGUAUAUAUAUAUGCAGGCAGUAAGAAUAUGCUCAGAUAAAUAUACUUAUUUAGAAAAACCUCAAAAGAAGACAUUCAGCUUGGAAAGGAGUGUCUUCAAUAGUAGUUAACAUAAAUUUGGUGAGUUACAUUUUUUUAUUUUGUUGUUGUUUUGUGUGGAGGUAAAAGCUAGUUCUAUCAUGGUAUAAUUUAUCUUGAGCUACACUAUUAUAUUUAAAAGACUGCUCAGUUUUGAGGACUGCCAGGAUUCUUAUAUUUCACUCCAGUUCAAUGCUUGUUAAUAGUAUUACUUGCUUACUUAGUCCAUCUGUGUUUAUAGUUUUCAAGUAUAUAGGUGGGACUUUGAAACAAUUGCUUGGGUUCCGUUGGUUUAACUGAGAUUCAUGAAUAUUCAGACCUUUGCUAGGAAUAAGAAAUGAAAGCUAAUAAGAAAGGGUUUUUGUUUGUUUUUUAAUUUAACUUGUAGUUGUAGUUUACUAGUGUUUGUUUUUAGCACUACCUAUACAUUUUCUUGACUAGAUGGCUUAGAGAGUCCAGCGCUAUCUUUUGACAUGGCAUUAUUUUCUCCAUCCUAAUUGAAUGAUAGCUUUAAAAAGUUUGGUUGUGUAAGAAAGUGUGUCAUAACUGAUCAGCUCUGUAUGAAACUUAAGUAGUUUCAAACUGCUCCUUAAAGGAGAAAGCUUUAAUUUGGUUUCAGUAAUAAAGUUUGGUAGUGAUUGUUAAAGGAAUCCAAUGUAUUGCAGAAAUGGCAUAUUAUUUGUAUGUCGGAGACAGAAAGAAAAGCCACUUAAGAUAAUAUGAAGUAAUUAAAUCCUAUGUCAGUUGCCAAGUCAUUUAAAUUUCUAUAUUCACCAAGCCCAGAAAUAGAUUCUAGCUGCUAGGAUUCCAAUUUUAAUUGGAGAGCUAAGUAAGUAAAGUUUGUGAGUAUUAGAUUUCUUAAUGACCACAUUUUACAGUUUUAGAUAAAGGGAAAUAUUGUUAUACAUUUAUCAAAUAUGUUUCCCCUACAUGAUAAAAAGGUUAAUAAUUUUGCUGAAUAUUUUUAAGUUGAAGUUGUUUUGAGUUACUUCCUGGGUAUCAGUUCCAUGAAGUAUGUUUGGACAAGAUAAAAGGAUUUUUUUUUUUAAAGUUUUAAGUACCAAAGGUAGUCUAGUCUAGGAAAAAUAGUAAGUUAAUAAGUGUUGGCUUUUCUAAUUUGUACUGUAACAUCCUUCUACUUUCUAUUUUGAGUGUAUCUACUUCUCAAGUAAACAACUUAGAUAUUUUUCCAUACUUCUUUCUUUCUGAUGCAGAUUCAGGUUAAUUAAUAUUUUACUGCAUCUGAUGAUGUAUUAUAUGUUUAAAGUCUAGUGACUUCAUUUUGACAUUCUUGUGAUUUCAUAUGCUGUAUUCUUCAAGCAAUAAAAUUCUGAUGUGUUUUAUAAA